UUUAAAUUUUUUUAAAGAAAAGAAUCUCUGCAAAUCGAAGUAGCUUUUGGUACGUCCAUGUCUUUCCGCCAUGGAAAUAAAGCCAUCUGUUAUCAAUGCCUUCCUAUCAUCAAUGCCUUUUCGUCUCUCGGGUUUCCUUUUCUAAUUCUCCCCUUUUACUCUCUUAAACACUUCUCCCCGAUUCGCCGCCAAAGUCUCUCUAUUCCAAAAUUAGGGUUCGUAACCCUUCACUUGUUUCGGAGUUUUCUAGGUUUAUAAAGGUCUUUUACUUGAUCGGGAGUCUUGUUUGGUUUCGAGCACAACAAAAAGUGUUGUGUAAUAAUGGACGACGGUGAGGUUGAGUUUCCACUUAGCAGCUCUUCCAUGGAUUCUUUCUUCGAUGAGCUUCUUAGGGACUCUCAUGCUUGUACCCACACUCACACUUGCAACCCUCCUGGACCAGAGAACACACAUACACACACAUGUCUCCAUGUCCACACCAAGAUUCUUCCUGCUCAGACCGAGGACAAAGAAACAACCGAUGACACAUCUGAAUCUUCAGGGAACAAGAUCAAGAAGAGGCCUUUGGGGAACAGAGAAGCGGUUAGAAAGUAUCGAGAGAAGAAGAAGGCUAAAGCUGCUUCGCUGGAGGAUGAAGUCAUGAGGCUCAGAGCUGUGAAUAGCCAGCUCAUGAAGAGGUUGCAAGGUCAGGCUGCAUUGGAAGCUGAGGUUACGAGGCUCAAGUGUUUGCUUGUGGAUAUAAGAGGAAGAAUUGAAGGAGAGAUUGGCGCCUUCCCUUAUCAGAAACCUCAGCCUUUCUCGUAUACAAUGCAGCCUUGCAAUAUGCCAUGCCAUGUUGACAACAACUUGUACUGCCUUCAAGAUGGGGACAGUGGAGAAGGUACCAUGUUGAUGAAUGAUCAAGGGCUCAAUGGUUGUGAGUUUGAUCAGCUUCAAUGCUUAGGUGAUCAGAAUUUAGCUGGCUGUAGUAAUGGGAAUGGAACAUUCAGCGUCAAUGCAUCCGAGACUAAUAAGAGAAAAGGUGGGACUCCUGCAGCUAAAGCAGUUUAAAUAUCAUUAGUCAUGCAAUUCUAUCCAUUUUCAAAAGGCUAUAGUUAAAUUGGCUUCCAAUAAGUAUUAGAGUUUCAACUGCAUCACCAGCUUGUCUCCAGGUCCCUUUGUACUAUUAUUAUUUUUUUGAAUCUCUUUUUUGCGUUUCUUAUGUAAGUGCAUUUCUUUGCUGAGCUCGUGGAAACGCUAAAAGUAAGACUUGUUUAUAUUCAAGUCAAAUUAUGCCAGUGUUCUUGCCCUUUGGCUUUGUAUUUUAGUAACUUCUUUUUUUAAGCUCUGAUGGAAGAGGUUGAAUAAUGCAUUUGG
Messenger RNA from Eruca vesicaria subsp. sativa (arugula), 1356 nucleotides. The record is from the annotation of a GenBank genome assembly. NCBI's taxonomy places the organism in Eukaryota, Viridiplantae, Streptophyta, Magnoliopsida, Brassicales, Brassicaceae.